Molecule: messenger RNA, 1463 nt
Organism: Ictidomys tridecemlineatus (thirteen-lined ground squirrel)
Lineage: Eukaryota; Metazoa; Chordata; Mammalia; Rodentia; Sciuridae
Source: RefSeq, a predicted model, not a curated record
CUAGUUGUCGCAGUGGGAAAGUUCAGCUACCAUGGCCUGUAACAUCCUUGGCAGUAGCAGAAGUUCAGACACCCAGAUUAAAUGGAGUCAGGAAGGACCAAAACGCAAAGAACACAGAGAAGGGAGAAGCUUACCAAGUAUCUGAGCAGCAUAUUACAGUGAACCUUGGACACAGGAACCCCUCCAAAGACACAUGGUGGAUCUUGAAGUGAGUGCAAAAGUCAAGACACAAGCUUAAUGACUUGAUUCAAGAGAUCUCACAACACAAAACCAUGCAUCAUGCAACCUAAGAUGGGAACCAGAAAGUCUUCCCAAAGAAUUCAGUCAUGAUUAAAUAUCCAACUAUUUAGGUCUGGUUUCCCAGUAAAAUGUAAACUCUCAGAAAACAGGAAUUUUGCCUUUCUUCUUCACCUUCAGCAUGCUUACCUACACACAUCAUAAAGCCUUCUAUCUACUAGAUCAUUAAUUAAUAAUUAAUAUUUGACAAAUUCUGGAUUCACAUGAUAGAAAUCACAGCCCACCCUCAGCCCUCAAGAGUUGGUUAUAAAUAAUUGUGCUCAUGUUAACUACAGAGUAAACAUUACAGAAUUAUCAUUUGAAAAUCUUUUGUUGCUGUGAUUUCCAGAUGUUCUCAGUGUCCAGAUAUUCCAGCUGUCCAUCUCCCAGAAAUCCAGCUCUGUCUCACUAUGGAGGCCACAACCUGUAACGGCUCAGUGGACAGCACCCCCGUCUUCUACCUGGUGGGCAUCCCCUCUCUACCAGAGUUCUUCUUCCUCCCCAUGUUCUUUAUUUUCCUCCUGUUCUACCUUCUCAUUCUCACAGGUAAUGCCCUGAUCCUGGUGGCCGUGGUGGCAGAGCCAAACCUUCACAAGCCCAUGUACUUCUUUCUGAUCAACCUCUCAGCCUUAGAUAUUCUUUUCACCACAACUACUGUCCCCAAGAUGCUGUCCCUCUUCCUGCUUGGGGACCACUUCCUCAGCUUUCCUUCCUGCUUACUGCAGAUGUACCUCUUUCAAAGCUUUACAUGCUCAGAAGCCUUCCUCCUGGUGGUCAUGGCCUAUGACCGCUACGUGGCUAUCUGCCGCCCACUGCACUACCCCGUCCACAUGACCCCACAGACUAAUGCUGCACUGGCGGCCAGUGCCUGGUUCACUGCCCUCCUCCUGCCCGUCCCAGCGGUGGUAAAGACUUCCCAGAUGGCAUAUAACAACAUUGCCUACAUCUAUCACUGCUUCUGUGACCACUUUGCUCUAGUCCAGGCCUCCUGCUCCGACACCACCCCACAGACCCUCAUGGGCUUCUGCAUCGCCAUGGUGGUCUCCUUCCUCCCCCUUCUCCUGGUGCUUCUCACACCAAUUCUUAACCCGCUCAUUUAUACCCUGAGAAAUAAGGAUGUCAAGGCUGCCAUCAUGAAAAUUGCAUAUCUCAAAAACCAGGCAGGGACAGAAACAUUUAACCUUUAA